AUGACGAUGGUAAUGGAAAACCAGAACCGCCCAUAUGGCGGCAUGAGCUUCGACAAUGUCUACCACCACAACCCACCUCAAUUCACAGACCCCUGGGCCGCUGCACACACCUCCUCGCACUCGACACCGCCAGUCUACGCGACCUCCAUGGGCAACAGCGCCAGCAUCCCUCUCAACGCUGUCAAGCAAGAUGAAGUCGGCCGCUCCGCCGCCAUGUCCAUGCCGUACCCUAAUAUCCCCGUGUCAGCACCCUCACUCGUCCCUGGCAGCAACUACACCACCGCCGGCUAUGGUCCAGAGGUGAUGGGCAUGCAACAUGAGGUUCCGCGCACUGGUUUCGAGCAAACCCCAACAUACACAACCGCUCCUGCCAUGAGCAACUUUGCCCCGGCCAACUAUGCGUCAGGCACAUACGCCCCAAUUCACCCCUCCCAGCCUCAAGAUGUUCGUCGCAUUUCGCUUUCUGACCGUGUGGGAUCCUCUCAAGCUCCCGCGCCCACUCCCACCUUUGGCGAUGCCCUCGAUGCAAGCCGAGGAAUGGUGGCGCUCAGCCAGGACUUGACCCCCCGUAACGUGUACGGUCCUCGCGGGGGACGCAACUCUGCCGAUUCAUACGGCUUCCCUUCGACUCACUCCUCUGCUUCCUCCAUCUCCUCGGGCGGCAACUACCCUUACUACAGCGCCUCCGUAGGCUCUGUGGAUUCAUCCGUGACAGACUACAGCUCGACUACUUCAGAGUCCUCGAAGAUGCCCUCAAACACGCAGAAGAAGCACAAGUGCAAGGUCUGCGAUAAGCGCUUCACGCGUCCCUCUUCGCUUCAAACGCACAUGUACAGCCAUACUGGCGAGAAGCCAUUCGCUUGUGACGUGGAGGGUUGUGGACGACACUUCUCCGUGGUUUCCAACUUGCGCCGACACAAGAAGGUGCACAAGGGUGAAAAGGAAGGCGGCUCUCCCGACGAGGACGAGUAA
Messenger RNA from Penicillium daleae, 972 nucleotides. RefSeq names its product C2H2-type zinc finger protein. The record is from RefSeq and is a predicted model, not a curated record. Gene Ontology annotation, cellular component: nucleus. The coding region runs from base 1 to 972 and encodes 323 amino acids. Gene Ontology annotation, molecular function: DNA-binding transcription factor activity, RNA polymerase II-specific; RNA polymerase II cis-regulatory region sequence-specific DNA binding. NCBI's taxonomy places the organism in Eukaryota, Fungi, Ascomycota, Eurotiomycetes, Eurotiales, Aspergillaceae. The transcript is spliced from 4 exons. Gene Ontology annotation, biological process: regulation of transcription by RNA polymerase II.